UCCCCAGAAUCUCCUCUUCUAAUAGGAUCCUCUUCAGCUUGGGCAUCACCAGAUUUCUUAUGCUGGGACUGUUUCACUCAACAUCGUCUACUUCUUCAUCUCUCCAAAUGUGGAAAGCAUCACUUUCAGGUUUCUGGAGGGAGAAGGGGUUGGAAGUAAUCACUGUCACCAUCACCGUCAUCAUCAUGAUCAUUGUCAUCAUUAUCACUGUGUCGUCAAAGAUGAUAUCGGAUGUUACAAUGUGUCAGAGGAGGCAGAUAAAGCUCAGACCUGUGGACCUCAUCUUCCCAUAGGGCAGGCUUCAGUUAGACUGAGAAGAUCUCUGUGCCAGCUGACAGGUGGGCAGCGGUGACUGGUGAACCGCUUUCACACCGAGGAUCAGGAGUGGAAGGAGACACCUCUAGAUGACAGACUUCUGUAGAAUCCUUGUCCUCAGUUCUUCCACCUGUACCUUCUGCUGUCCAGAAUCUCCAAGCAAGAUAUAAAUUCUGUGCUUUCUUUGUGCCUGUUAAUUGCCACUACAUCCUUAUCCUCUGCACAGGAUUCAGGCAUCAACAUGAAUUGUAUUCUAUUAGCCUUGCUGAUGGUGACUGGUGUUGUUUCAUACGUUAGUGAAGACAUGGAAGGGUUUAAUCAUCUUCUCUACUUAUUUUACCUGAAUUCCAGUUAUCAGUCCUGUGUGGGGACUUUGAUUGCCCCUCAGUGGGUCUUGACAGCAGCACACUGCUUCUUACCAGAUCUUCAGAUCAUCUUUUAUGGCAGUUCCACAAAUCUUCGAGACUUUACUGGGGAGAUUGUACCUUAUGAGAGGAUCAUUAUUCACCCAAACUUCACUGUUACCUCUCCUAAAGAUGACCUCAUGCUGAUAAAGCUGCCUGUACCUUUUACCUUCUCCACCAGAAUUUUUCAGUUGCCUACUCUCAAGAAUGCAGUUAAAGAUUGCUUGAUUCACACUUGGUUAGACAACAAAGACUUUAUUGGAAAUUCAAACCAUAAGCUGCAAAGAGUCAAGAUUCAACUGAGCUCUAAUAUAAACUGCAAAAAAUUACUGGGUGAAAAACUCCUUGAAGACAUGUUCUGUACAGGACCCAUGCUAGGAAGCCAAGAGCCGUGCCAGGUGGUCACAGCUGCACCAGCCAUAUGUGGUGGUGAAUUACAAGGAAUUUUGUCUUGGGAAACUGGAUGUAUUCUCACAGGAUACACUGUUGUCUUCACUGACCUACACAGCUACAUUCCAUGGAUCAAGAACAUUAUGUCUACAAAAUAAGCUGAUAUAGAGCUCCAUUGGCACCCUUACCUCCCAGCUGAUGCACAGCAACCACAUUAUGUAUCUCAGUCCCCAUCUUUCCUAGGAUCUAGGCUUGAUUGGAGUCCCAAAAGAGAUCGUUGAUGACUCCUGGAUGUUGGCAUGACUCUAGUCUCUUUAACUGCUUCUUUGCUUAUUCCUAACUCAUGACUAAAUGUUUUUGACAUUGAAAA
Molecule: messenger RNA, 1479 nt
Organism: Callorhinus ursinus (northern fur seal)
Lineage: Eukaryota; Metazoa; Chordata; Mammalia; Carnivora; Otariidae
Source: RefSeq, a predicted model, not a curated record